AUGUACAGCAAGACCUUUGUCUCCGCCGCCGCGGCGCUCGCCAUGGUCUCUGGCGUUGCCGCUGUGAGCUGUGAUGAUCCCACCGCCACUAUCGCCUCGGCUGCCGAUGCCACCACCGUCGCCAGCUGCGACUCCAUUGAGGGCUCCGUCGUCGUCGACUCCUCGUCCGGCAGCCAGAUUGACUUCUCCGGCUCGCUGACCAAGAUCGGAGGUGAUCUUAUCGUCCUGAACAACGGCGGCCUGAUCUCCCUGUCGUCCACCUCGCUUGAGUCGAUUGGUGGCGCGUUCCAGGUCAAGAAUGUCACUCUUCUGUCGACCCUCAAGUUCACUGCGCUGUCAUCUGUGGGUACCAUUGACUGGUCCUCGCUGAACGCCCUUGAGCAACUCACCUUCGGCACCCCUGGUGUCGUCUCCGCCAAGGAGGUUACCAUUGCCGAUACCUUCCUGAACACCCUGGAUGGUAUCAACGUGCACAGUCUCGACAAGAUGGACAUCAACAACAACCACCGUCUCACUGAUUUCACCACCGAGCUGAACAACCUGACCACUCUGCUCAACAUCAACGCCAACGGUCCCAAGCUCAGCGUUAACAUGCCCAACCUCAUCUGGGCUGCCAACAUGACCAUCUCUAACGUCACCAAGUUCUCCGCCCAGUCUUUGGAGUCCAUCAACGGAUCCCUCCGUUUUGACUCCAACUUCUUCGACACCUUCAGCGCCCCCAACUUGACCGAGGUUCAGACCGGUGACCUGUCGUUCGUCAGCAACGCCAACGUCACUAACAUCACCCUGCCCCUGCUGGAGAAGAUCGGUGGUGGUUUCACCAUUGCCAACAACACUGCCAUGGAGGAUCUGAACGGCUUCCCUAAGCUUUCCAUGGUUGGUGGUGCCGUCAAGCUCCGAGGUUCCUUCUCGUCUGUCGAGCUUCCCGCUCUUGAUGAUGUUCGCGGUGCCUUCGAUCUGUCCUCCACCGGCGAUAUCAAGACUUCGUGCGAGGCUUUCAGCUCAAAGGCCGGCAGUGAGAUCCAGGGCGAGUACUCUUGCACCAGCAACAACGCCAACGCCAACAACGACACCGACUCCACUGGUGGCGACAGCACCACGGACGAGAGCGCUGCUGGUGCUCUCCAAGGCAUGAGCAUGUCAUGGUUGGUCAGCUUGGUGUCGAUUGCCGGUUUCGUCGUCGCUUUCUUGUAA
Messenger RNA from Neoarthrinium moseri, 1194 nucleotides. RefSeq lists its product as uncharacterized. NCBI's taxonomy places the organism in Eukaryota, Fungi, Ascomycota, Sordariomycetes, Amphisphaeriales, Apiosporaceae. The transcript is spliced from 2 exons. The record is from RefSeq and is a predicted model, not a curated record. The coding region runs from base 1 to 1194 and encodes 397 amino acids. Gene Ontology annotation, cellular component: fungal-type cell wall; plasma membrane. Gene Ontology annotation, biological process: fungal-type cell wall organization.